Molecule: messenger RNA, 3035 nt
Organism: Phyllostomus discolor (pale spear-nosed bat)
Lineage: Eukaryota; Metazoa; Chordata; Mammalia; Chiroptera; Phyllostomidae
Gene: RANBP3
Product: RAN binding protein 3
Exons: 16
Coding region: 81-1568 (495 amino acids)
Biological process (GO): protein export from nucleus
Cellular component (GO): cytoplasm; nuclear pore
Molecular function (GO): GTPase activator activity
Source: RefSeq, a predicted model, not a curated record
CGCACGCGCAGGAGUUUCUGGCAGAAAGCAAGGGAGCCGCGGCCGGCGCAGGGCCUUGUGGGAGGGCUUGAGGAAGUAAAAUGGCGGACCUGGCGAACGAAGAAAAGCCUGCUAUUGCUCCGCCCGUCUUUGUGUUUCAGAAGGAUAAAGGACAAAAGAGGCCAGCUGGCGGCUCCAGCCCUGAAGGUGGAGAAGAUUCUGACCGAGAGGAUGGAAAUUACUGCCCUCCUGUCAAGCGAGAAAGGACGUCCUCUUUAACCCAGUUCCCACCUUCACAGUCAGAGGAAAAGAGCAGUGGGUUCCGGUUGAAGCCACCAACACUGAUCCAUGGCCAGGCACCCAGCGCAGGUCUGCCAAGCCAGAAGCCCAAGGAGCAGCAGCGGAGCGUGCUUCGCCCGGCAGUGCUACAAGCCCCACAGCCAAAGGCACUCUCGCAGGCCGUCCCAACCAGCAGCACGAACGGGCUCAGCAUCCCAGCAGACUGCACAGGAACCUCGACAUCGACGUCGCCCAGCAUCCCCACACGGAGAAGUCCGCCUGACGAGGCGCCAGCCCCUGAGGAGAAGGAGCCCCAGGGAAAUGAGUCUAGCAAUCCCUCCGAGGAGGACAGCUGUGAGAAGAAAGAACACGCUGCACAGCAAGCGUUUGUGUUUGGGCAGAACUUGAGGGACAGAGUUAAGUUAAUAAAUGAGAACACUGAAACAGCUGACAUGGAGCACGCCGGACACCCCAGUUCGGAAACGCCAACAGCAACCAACUAUUUCCUUCAGUAUAUCAGCUCCAGUUUAGAGAACUCGAACAAUAGUGCCGAUGCCACCAGCAACAAGUUUGUAUUUGGCCAGAACAUGAGCGAGCGCGUAUUGAGCCCACCCAAAUUGAAUGAGGUCACUUCAGAUGCCAACAGGGAGAACUCAGCUGUCGAGUCUGGGUCCGAGUCCUCGUCCCAGGAGGCCACCCCUGAGAAAGAGUCCCUGGCCGAGUCGGCAGCUGCCUACACCAAGGCAACAGCACGGAAGUGUUUGUUGGAAAAAGUGGAAGUCAUCACCGGGGAGGAGGCGGAGAGCAACGUGUUACAGAUCCAGUGUAAGCUGUUUGUCUUUGACAAGACCUCUCAGUCCUGGGUGGAGAGAGGCCGGGGGCUGCUCAGACUCAACGACAUGGCUUCGACUGACGACGGGACAUUGCAGUCCCGACUAGUGAUGCGGACCCAGGGUAGCCUGCGGCUAAUCCUCAACACCAAGCUAUGGGCCCAGAUGCAGAUCGACAAGGCCAGUGAGAAGAGCAUUCGCAUCACAGCUAUGGACACCGAGGACCAGGGUGUGAAGGUCUUCCUGAUCUCGGCCAGCUCCAAGGACACGGGCCAGCUGUAUGCGGCCCUGCACCACCGCAUCCUGGCCCUGCGCAGCCGCGUGGAACAGGAACAGGAGGCCAGAACACCUGCCCCUGAACCUGGUGCAGCCCCAUCCAACGAGGAUGACAGUGACGAUGACGACGUCCUCGCUCCAUCGGGGGCCACAGGAGGCGGUGCUGGUGACGAAGGGGACGGGCAGACAGCUGGGAGCACAUAGCGCCGGGAGCUGGCCGCCCGGGAGCCUGCUGCUUUGUCCGUCUGUCCACCCGCCCGCCCGCCCCUCCCCGGCAGCGUUGAGGCGCGGGGCUUGGGAACCACACUCCCCGAUGGGUUGGCCACAGUCCGGAUCCGCAUGGCCCGUUCAGAGGCAGACUUGGGAACUGCCUGAGCGUGGUUUGGGACACGAGACCUCAUCAUAUUGAUGAGCAAAACAAAAAGAACAUUUCUUCCCUCCCCCCUUUGAAUUGAAAUGGCACAUUAAGACUUGUCACGGCUUCUCACUGGGACUGGGACGCCUGGUUUCUUCACCCCUCUCAUGCCACCACCACACCUGUGGGUUCUUGCCACCUGCCCAGCUACCAGGUCUGUCCCCACAAGUGUAAACACUGGCUCUGCUGGACGUCCUGCUACUAUCUUGACCUCGUUUCCCCCCUUCUGGUUUGGGGUGUGUAUUUUUAAUGCCCCCUCCCCCCAAGGCUUCGUUUUGGUCUCUUAGGUUAAGAUGCUCCCGUGUGUUGACUCUUGCUCUCCCUGUGGUCACGGCUUGUGUGCUGGGGCCUCACCGAGGAGCUGGGAGGAGAGGCCCCCACUUGCUCCCCACCUUGGGUUCCUCCAGGCUGCCAUGGGGCUUUGAGGGGUAGACCUCAUGCCUGGAGAUAAUUUAUCUAGAAAAGGGCCACUGGAUCUAGGAGGGCAUGAGGGGCUGAUUCCCUAGAUCCUCUCACACCCACUGCUGUGGGCCCGAAGGUGAUUUCUUAGUGUGGAGGCCAAAUCCUGGGCACAGGGUGCCUUCCAGAGUGGGGACCUGAUGGCGAGGCCACUGCUUCCCACAGGCGUUGAUGACGAAGCCGGAAGCACAGAGCACCCCUCCCCUCCUGCUUGUUCCCAUCGUGUGGGUCACCCAUCAUCAGGCACCCAGGCAAGCACCUGCUCCCUGCUGUUGGCCAUUCCUUGCCCAGCCCUGGACAUCACCGCACCCAAGACAUCCAGGGCUUGGGGCUUCCAUGACAGGCAGAGGAAGUCCCUAGCAGCACCCUCCUGAGGAGGGGCAGGGCCUGGUUCCAGACAGCAGGCUGCCGUCCUGGCACGCACAGGAGCAGGUGCGGUGCCCCGGCCCCAGAGCAGGGCUGAGAUCCCGGCUGGGCACCGCCUGCCUGCAGAGAAGGUCCCUGUGCACGGGCCCUGAGGGGUUUCAGAAGAAACUGCCCAGCCCCACCCUCAUGGGGAGGGAGAAGGCUUAGUUUCCGCAGCCGUGCCACCAAAAUCUUGGGUCGACCGUGCACAGCCUGAGCCUAAGCUGUGGGAAGACACCAAAGGUCCCCAGCAGAUCUGGUCACCUUUCUCUGCUUACGCCUUAGCCAGUUAGUGACAAGUAAAACCAGAUAAUGCCCAUGUGUUUUGGAACAUUUAUGUAAGAUUGUCAUAUGAAAUGUAUUUGGGAACUACAUUAAAUCUUUUAACUAAA